GCAGUGCUAUCAAGCCGCGUCUGGCUGCCGUGCGCUGGUGCAGGUGCUCUAUUUCAUCGAGAGAGGAUGCGAAAGGAAAGAAGGGGAGGGAAAGAAUGAAGGGAACCGUCGGAGAAAAGUAUGCAAGGCAUGAAUAAAAGGGAAUCAGCAGCUGACAGUGUGUCUAACGUCCAGGAGCUCGGCUAAGAAUGAUUUAUUGAAAGGGGCACUUUGAGAUAUGAUAAGGUUUCUCUCUGGUUGGCAAUAGUACUAUGAUUUGGUAUGUGGCCACUUUGAUAGCAAGUGUAUUCAGCACCAGAGGAACAGCUGCUCAAGGUGCCCACGGAGUCAGAGAGGAGCCCCAGUUUGUGACGGCCCGCGCAGGGGAGACCGUGAUUCUGGGAUGUGACGUGGCUCACCCACUCAACGGCCAGCCCUACGUGGUGGAGUGGUUCAAGUUUGGAGUGCCCAUCCCCUUCUUCAUCAACUUCCGCUUCUACCCUCCUCACGUGGACCCCGAGUACGCCGGCCGAGCCAGCCUGCAUGGCAAGUCGUCUCUACGUAUUGAGAGGGUUCGCUCAGAAGACCAGGGCUGGUACGAGUGCAAGGUCCUGAUGCUGGAGCAGCAGUACCACACCUUUCACAACGGCAGCUGGGUGCACCUCACAGUCAAUGCUCCCCCAACUUUCACGGACACGCCGCCGCAGUAUGUGGAGGCCAAAGAGGGGGGCAGCAUCACUCUAAGCUGCACGGCCUUCGGGAAUCCCAAACCUUCAGUCAGCUGGCUCAGGGAGGGAGACCCCGUACAGGACAGCAGCAAGUAUAAGGUGAGUGAUGGCAGCCUGACGAUUGUUUCCAUCAGCCGUGAGGACAGGGGAGCGUACACAUGCCGAGCGUACAGCGAGCAGGGAGAGGCCGUCCAUACCACACGCCUACUCGUCCAAGGACCCCCAUUUAUUGUUUCACCACCAGAGAACAUAACCGUAAACAUAUCCCAGGAUGCAUUCUUCACUUGUCAGGCUGAGGCAUAUCCUGGCAACCUAACGUACAGCUGGUUCUGGGAGGAAGAUAAUGUCUACUUCAAGAAUGAUCUAAAGCGCAGAGUGAGUAUUCUGAUCGACGGUUCACUCAUCAUCUCCCAGGUGAAGCCUGAGGAUGCUGGGAAAUAUACCUGCAGCCCGAGUAACAGCCUUGGGCGCCCACCUUCUGCAUCAGCGUACCUGAUAGUGCAUUACCCUGCCCGUGUUGUAAACAUGCCGCCCGUUAUUUACGUGGCUAUCGGACUGCCGGGGUUCAUCCGCUGCCCGGUGGAUGCCAACCCGCCUGUCACUUCAGUGAAGUGGAAAAAAGACGGUCUGCCUCUGCGGAUAGAGAAGUACCCUGGCUGGAGCCAAAUGGAAGAUGGGAGUAUUCGAGUGUCUGAGGUGACAGAGGACUCUCUCGGCACCUACACCUGUGUGCCUUACAAUAGCCUCGGUACAAUGGGACAGUCCCCUCCCGCCCCUCUGGUGCUAAAGGACCCACCCAAAUUUCUGGUGGUUCCUGGAGGGGAGUACAGGCAGGAGGCUGGUCGAGAGCUGGUCAUCCCCUGUGAGGCAGAAGGAGACCCAUUCCCCAACAUUACAUGGAGAAAGGUAGGGAAGCCCAGCAGAAGCAAGCACAAUGUCCUACCACGAGGCAGCUUACAGUUCAAAUCUCUCAGCAAGGAGGACCAUGGGGAGUGGGAGUGUGUCGCCUCCAAUGUCGCCACGAGCAUCACUGCCAGCACGCACCUCCUAGUAAUCGGCACAAGCCCACACCCCCCUGCCAAAGUCCAUGUUUCUGUCUCGACGACCUCGGCCAACGUCUCUUGGGAGCCCGCUUACGACGGCGGCUUUGAGCAGACAUUCUCAGUCUGGGUGAAGAGGGAGCAGUUAGGACCGCAUGACUGGCUGUCCAUGCCUGUGCCCAGCAGGCAGCACUGGCUCCUGGUGCAAGGCCUGGAGUCUGAGACGGCCUACCAAUUCAGCGUCCUGGCCCAGAACAAACUGGGGACGGGCCCGUUCAGUGAGGUCGUCACUGUGAACACACUAGUAUUUCCUAUAAGUACCCCAGAACCACUGGUGCUGCUUACCCCACCACGGUGCCUCACAGCCAACCGGACACAGCAGGGAGUCCUACUCACAUGGAUCCCUCCAGCCAAUCACACAUCGCCAAUUGAUCACUACAUCAUGGAGUUCCGCCUUGGGGAGAGGUGGGAUGUUCUUGAUGAUGCAAUCCCUGCUGCAGAGACAGAGCUAUUGGCUAGAGACCUGGUUCAGGAGGCCUGGUAUGAGUUCAGAGUGAUGGUGGUUAUGGAGGACGUUAUCAGUGAGCCCAGUAAUGUAGUGGGAGUCUCUAGCACAGACUACUUUCCGCUGCCUGAGGUGCCAGACGAGGGGCUGGCGCGGCCGGUGGUGGCAGGCAUUGUGGCCACCAUCUGUUUCCUGGCAGCAGCCAUCCUCUUCAGCACGCUAGCAGCCUGCUUCGUCAACAAACAGAGACGGCGUAAGCUCAAGCGGAGACGAGACCCCCCUCUGUCUAUAACACACUGCAGAAAGAUCUCCCCUUGCACCUCACCAUCAUCCUCUGGAAAGGUUAGUCCAGAAAGUGUCCGCUCCAUUGGACCUUCUUCAGAGUCCUCAGAGGAUGGUUUACGAGCUAAGACGUUUCCUCAAAGUCCUGCCAAGGAAAAGGAGCUGUCUUUAUACAAGAAGACCAAGAGAGCAAUAAUUAGCAAGAAAUUUAGCAUCUCUAAGCAUGAGGCAGAGGUUACCACCCCAAUUGAAUUGAUCAGUCGUGGCCCAGAUGGGCGCUUUGUCAUGGAACCCACAGAUGCGGAAACCCCAGUUAAGGCACGGCGCAUUGAGGGCUUCCCCUUCGUGGAGGAGUCCGACCUGUACCCUGAAUUUCGACAGUCAGAUGAUGAGAAUGAUGAUCCGGGGCCCAUGCCGCCUAUGAUGGCUACCCUCAGACCCCAUCAGAUCUCGCCCAUUUCUUCUAGCCAGGAGUCUUACUUGCAGCCCCCAGCCUACAGUCCCCGCUUCCAGAGGCCCAUGGAAGGCAUGACUAUCAUGGAGACCAGUCGUCUCCAGGCUACAGGGCAGAUUCGUGGUGCUCCUCACUUUCGAGCCUUUUCCCAUGGCCAGUUCUACAGCUACUUAGGAAGUCCAGGGGAACCAGAGCCUCCACCUCCUUUCUAUAUGCCAGAUACCAGCCCUCUCAGCUCAGUAAUGUCUUCUCCUCCUUACCACCUGGAGGGACCUUUUGGUCAUCCCACCAUCCCAGAGGAAAUCGGUGAGGGAGAGAUUCAGCAUUAUGCAGUCUCUGGCUACACCCUUCCCCUGGCGCACCCCUCCACCUCACGCUCUCCAGAUAUCUGGCAGCGACCUGAUUUUACCUUUGCCACAAUCGAGGGUCCUCACUUUAUUUUUCCACCCCCACACCCAUUGCAUCUUCAUCCGGAACCUCCCCUUCCUCCCCCUCUUGUUCUUCCUCCUAGUGUCCUCCACCCCUCCACCCUUCAAUUAUCUCCUUACCCUGGUAUCCUGCAGCUGCAGGCCCCAAAGAGCCACCCAGGCAAGUCUCCCAGCAAGGUCAAGCCUCAGGGCCUUCCAGCCAAGCAUUUACCUAUGCAAGAGGCACAGAGUUUAGGGCAGCUAAGACACACAAACCACGGUAUGGGUGUACCAGUAUUGCCUUACCCUGACCCGGUGUCUCACAUGGUUGGCCCAAGCUCCUUCAGAAGCCUGGAUACUCGAUGGUACGAGCUUACACCCAGGCUUAGCCCAAGGCAGUCCCGCAGGAUGGAACCCAGCAUGGUAGUUCUCCAGCCAUCCCGCCUCUCACCUCUAACUCAGAGUCCUAUUAGCUCUCAUGAAGGCUCACCGGAGAUUGUAGUACGCCCCAGGCCCCGUCCCAGUGUCAUCCAACCCCCGAUCCCUCCUGAGAUGUCUGAGAUCACCCUUCAACCUCCUUCUUCAGCUAGCUUCUCUAGAAGGUCCACCCCCUCCUCUUCUCCUGCUCAAGGCCAAGGCAGCCGAAGGGCAAGUCCCAGCUACCGAUCCCUCAUGGCAUUUGCAACCUCAGCAGCAAGCUAUCCGUCACAGUCCCCUUCACCUCCUGUAGAAAGCAGCAACAUUUUUGGGCAGAUGCCAACUCAUAGGAGGACUGAGGAGGAGAUCCUUCCAUCAGAACCCUCUCCACCCCAGUUAUCAGCUUCAGGAAAACGUCGAGGUGCACCAAGUGGCUCUGCAGGGUCUGAGAAGAGAGAAGCGCUGCGAUAUCAACGAGUGAAAAAAGCCAAGAAAGUCAGCAUCAACAAUAACAACUCCAAGACCAGACGAAAGAUGGGUGUGCCCCCCUCUCAGACCCAGCAGCCCCACACCUCUCAGGUCCUCCAGCCAGAAGAAGCUCUCUACCUCCACAAGAAGAAGAAAAAGUUGACUCGCCAGGACCCGUACACCCGCUUUUCUGCUCUGCUGUACCGCCGCCCGCCCCGAGAAGACCAGAAAGCCAUUUUGGCUAGUAUGUACACAGCAGACCCAGACCACGCCACUCUCCUCUGAUGUCCCAGAGAUUACAGGCCACACUCUCCUCAAACUCUGAGCUCCUUCCACCUUUGCUCAGCCAGCCAACGUCUUCACGUCCACCCCUGAAUCCAAUGGUUUAAUCCUCUUUUCUGUUACGCUUAAUGUAUCACAAAAAAAUGCUUAUGUUCCAAGGUUUUGCUCUAGUCCAUUUACCUCAAAUUCAGAAGGAUAGGUCAUCUUGAGCAGAUUUAAAAGAAUAACUUAAAUGCCUCAUUUCAUCUUAGUGACUCUUAACAUAUGGUGCGUCAGAUAAGGGAAUAGCUGUCAAGCUUCUGUUUCAUUCUGCUAACAGUAGAUCACAGGGUUUUCACAGGUAUACCUCAAACUCACCACAAUCUCACUGCUGCUAUACUGACAAACACAGAAGGCGUUAGCAAUCUGAACAUUUGUUUGUAUUUUUCAAAUAUGACAUUCCACAGUGCAUAUUUUGAACAUUUUAGCAAACCAUCCAUCAAAAAGUGCAAUGGUCAGUAAGAUUUUCUGAUGUUUUUGAAAGUGAUCUCUUAUGCUCACCAAGACUGCGUUUAUUUGAUAAAAAAUACAGUAAAAACAGUAAUAUUUUGAAAAAUGAAUAGAAUUUAAAAUAACUGUUUUAUUUCAGUAUAUUUUAUAAUGCAAUUUAUCCAUGUGAUGGCAAACUUGAAUUCUCAGCAGCCAUUACUCCAGUCUUCAGUGUCACGUGAUCCUUCAGAAACCAUUUUAAUAUGUUGAUUUGGUGCUCAAUAAACAUUUCUUCUUAUUAUCAAUGUUGAAAACAAUUGUACUGCUCAAUAUUUUUUGUGAAAACCAUGAUACAUUUUUUUACAAUUCUUUGUUGAUGAAAAGAACAUCAUUUAUUUGUAGAAAUGAAAUAGAAAUCUUUUGUGACGUGAAAAAUCACUUUUGAUCAUUUUAAAUGUGUCUGUGCUAAAUAAAAGUAUUAAAAAAUCUUACUGACCCCACAUUUUUUAAAAGGAAGCAUAGUAGUUUGUAAAAUAUUAACACCCUGCACUGUGGAUAUUAGUGAUGGUAUGAAACUUGAUUAUGCGUGCGUUUGAGAUCUCUACUCACACACACUAUACUAAUACUAAGGAGGAAAUGGAAACACUCUUUUACAAGCACAACAAUUCAUCUGUUAAAGCUACAGUACAGGCUAACACACAGGCUUGGAUGGCAGCAUCAAGCAUUUGAAUAAGGGAACAUUUCAUUUCAAUGCAAUUUUUGAUAAACAUAUGCAUACUUUAUUACAGAAGCUGCUAUAUCCUUCUACACUUUUUGAACACAAACUUGAACUGAAGCAAAACCUUGGUGACUACUGUGAGUGACAUUUUUAGUUUAUGCCAACUUCACUUCUCUUGGUUAUCAAGCUCUAUUCGGAAAGUACUAUAGUAAUGCCAAAAAUACUACAGCUUCUUUAAUCAAUAAGACAAUAAAUUGUACUGUACUGUGAGGAGGAUAGGAUUUUGUGCCAUAAUAAACUAUAGUAUUUUUGUCAUCAAAACAUGCAAUGCCCCCUUACAUAAAAAAGGCAUACAAUAGGGCUUCUUAAUGCUUUUUUUUUUUUAAGUGAUACAAAAUUUAAUCUACUGCCUUUGUAGGCCAUUUUCAAGCCUUUUUGUUUUUUGGUUAAUCCAGAGACGGCAUCCCAGCGCCUGUCUCUUUCCUCUGUGAAGACCCUUUGGGGAAAAUCUCUUUGGGAUGAGAGGGCUAUUCCCAGUGGCCAAAGGUUUAUAUUGUGUUUCUAUCAUCUAACGGUGCUUCUUUUCUACAGAAAGACAUGUAUUUUCACUGUCUGAACAGACAUACCUGGGCAAAUGUACAGUGUGCAAAUGUACAGUGUUUAGUGUGCUAGCCAUUGUCCAAGGGGGAUGUAAUGGCCGUCAGAUGAGAGGUGGCAUGUUCUGUGUCUUAUCACUUGUACAGAUGUGCAUUGAAAAAUGUCUAAAACUGUAUCAAAUGGCUGAACAUUGUGCUGUUUCUUCAGCCUGGGAAAAUUAUUCAAAUCGAAAAGCAAGUGAAGGUAAACCCUCGACCUCCAAAUAGCAGGUUAAAGGGGUUAUUGGUGCAUGGUUCAUGGCUAAGCCCCUCCCAGCGGCCAAUCACCACAUUAUAAGGUGCUAUAAAAAGUCUUCAGACUGAACUCUGUUAAUAAUAUAUCAUUCAUUUGAUCUUCCAGCAGAUAAUGGCUGCUGCUUAUAGGUGCCGUAACGUUAGUGAAAUUUCAAAAUUUUGUGAG
Carassius carassius (crucian carp) is the source of this 6804-nucleotide messenger RNA. RefSeq names its product protein turtle homolog B-like. Bases 252 to 4565 code for a protein of 1437 amino acids. Gene Ontology annotation, molecular function: protein binding. NCBI's taxonomy places the organism in Eukaryota, Metazoa, Chordata, Actinopteri, Cypriniformes, Cyprinidae. Gene Ontology annotation, biological process: cell-cell adhesion. The transcript is spliced from 21 exons. The record is from RefSeq and is a predicted model, not a curated record.